AUGUCAGAAAUUCCAGACCAACACAUCUCCAGUGACGCGCCGCCGACUAGGACGGGUGCCGGCGCCGAUGCCGAUGCCACCGACACGAUUCCGAUAACGGUCACCCUCGGCGCCAAAUCGACAACCUUCAACCUCCCUGCCACAGGUAUCCUCGACGAUCUCACGUUCGCCUGCGAGGACUUCUUCGACACCCCGGACGACAACCCCAGCUUCAACUGGUCUACACACAAGUUUAUCGCGCCGCCGCCGACGGGCCUCGUCAAGGCCGGCGAGCAAGGCACAUCCCCACUCGCGCCCCUCGCCGGCAAGAAGCUCCGCCUACUGGCCGCCAAACUCUCCGAGCUCGACGCACUGCGCGCGGCCGAGCAGUCCGCUACACGCCGCCGCGAACGCCGCUCCCGAGCCGUGCCCUCGGCAGCGAGACCGCACCGCACCACCGCCCGCCGGCCGGGCGACGACGUGUACACGUUCCUCUCUAUCCGGCCGCUGCCCUACCUUCCCCGGCCGGAGCGGUCGCAGGCGCUGCUGGAGCGGGUGGCCAACGACCGGGGGAUCCGGGAGUCGAUGCGGCGGCGCAAGUUCACCGUCGGGCUGCUGACCGAGAUGGACCCGGCCGCGCACACGGACGUGUCGCACGACGGCGUCGGCCGUACCCUGGGCCUGAACCGCAACAAAGGCGAGGUCAUCGAGCUGCGCCUGCGCACCGACGCUGGCGACGGCUACCGCGACUACAAGACCAUCCGCAAGACACUGUGCCACGAGCUCGCCCACAACGUCCACGGGCCCCACGACAGGAACUUUUGGGACCUGUGCCACGCCAUCGAGCGCGAGGUCGAGGCCGAGGACUGGAGCACAAAGGGCGGCCGGACCGUCGGCGACGGUCCCGGCUUUGACGAAACCGCAAACGACGAGGACUAUGCGCCGGAUCAUGGAGGUUGGACCGGCGGCGAGUUUGUGCUCGGUGGCGGCGGCGGUGGUGGUCCGGCAGGCGCCUCGCAAGUCUCGUUGACUCGGAGAGAGAUUUUGGCAAAGGCGGCCGAGGAACGGAUGCGCCGCAUGAAUCAGGAGGGUCGAGAUGGUGAGAAAGGUGGUGAGGGUCGAAGCUGA
Molecule: messenger RNA, 1107 nt
Organism: Pyricularia pennisetigena
Lineage: Eukaryota; Fungi; Ascomycota; Sordariomycetes; Magnaporthales; Pyriculariaceae
Exons: 1
Coding region: 1-1107 (368 amino acids)
Molecular function (GO): proteasome binding
Source: RefSeq, a predicted model, not a curated record